UCAUAACACAUUUGCUGUGGUACACUUUAGUUUAAAUACUUACUUUGAAUGCAUUCUGCUAAGAAUACAUAGUUUUAAAUUAUAUGCAAGCAAACAUUGCUUUUUGCUAAUGUUUAAUAAUUAAUUUAUUAUUAAAAACGGAAUGUGCACAGAUUACAGGAAAUAAAACAAACUUUAAUCAGAGCAUUAAAAAUAAACCUAAGGUGGUUUACAAGAACGAGUCUUACCGCUGUGUUGACAUGGAGGUUUGCAGGAUGGCGUGAAUAAUUUAACUGAAAAAUAUUUUACGUAAAUAAAUUCUUAAACAACGCGCCAGUUAUAUUGGAGCUAUCAUUUCAAAUUAUUUUUAUAAACUUAAAUUUAUCAGUCAAAAUACAUUUUCAAGCUUCAGCAUUACAGGAAGCACGACAUCACGCAAACGUCACAAGGAUGAGCAUCACAUUGAAUCUAACCGUAUAUAGAUGAGUCGUGUCAUACGACUGUAUAUUGUUUAUAACGCAUGUAUAUUCCUAAAGUCAGAGCUUACAUUCGCAGAGAACGGUUGCAGAUCACUGAAAAGCUCAGAUUGGAGGAAACGUUUAACGUUACAGAGAUCUUCCCAAAGCAGUACCGAAGAUGGGAAGCAAUUCGCAUCACAACCAGGAAGACGUCCUCAAAUCUGCCGACUCUACUGCCUGGUUUCGCAGCUACUUGCACGGAGGGACUUCUAGCCUAAUUUCCACCUUGACCACAAUCAUUACAUUCCCUUUGUACAAGACUGUCUUCCGCCAGCAGUUGCACAGCACUUUAGUACGAGAAGCGGUGGCCCAGUUGUUCAAGGAGGGUCCAGUGAAACUGUUCCGUGGAGUGGCACCACCCCUGCUGAUGAGGUCUCUUAAUGGGACGCUUCUGUUCGGCCUCCAGGAUACCUUCCUACAGCAGCUUUCCCUCUGCUCUAUGCCUACUCUUCCCAGGAAUGCUCUCCCUGCUCUGGCAGGUUUAGGUGCGGGUGUGGUGGAGGCCUUGCUCUUCACCCCAUUUGAGCGUGUGCAGAACGUCUUGCAGAACAGCAGGAAUGACAGUCGUCUUCCUACCUUAAGGAGCAUAUUGCUCAAACUAGCUUCGAGGCCUUUAGCAUCAGGGUACUACACAGCCUUUCUGCCUAUACUCAUCCGCAAUGCCUUAGGGAGCAGCCUCUAUUUUGGCCUGAAGGGCCCCAUGUCUAACACCCUCAGGUCUUAUGGUUGUUCUCCGGUAGCAGCCUCUUUCACAGCUGGCGUCUUAAACUCAGUGGUGAUCAGUCUGCCGCUGUACCCUCUUUCUGUACUGGUGGCCAACAUGCAAGCCCGAGUAGAUGGAGGAGGCAGAGGAGUAAAAACCAGCUGGCAGCAGCUUUGGGCAGCGCGUCAGCACAGAUUGACUCUUCUGUACCGUGGAGGCUUCUUGGUCAUCUUACGCUCCUGCGUCACCUGGGGAAUCACUACUGCCAUAUACGACCAGCUGGAAAGGCACUCAAGAUGAUCAUUCAAACUCCCAGAAUAUCUCAGGUUAAUAGUAAAUGCUGCGAGGCCAUGUUUGCUGCAGGAUUCAUUGAUGUAUACUGUAUAUCGAAGACCCUGUGCAAUUAUCUAAUUAUUCUUUACUUGAAUAUACCUCAAAUGCUGUUUGUUCAGCAAGACCAUGUAAAACUGUUUUUGUUUUUAAUAAAUGAUAAUCAUAAAUAUGGAAGAUGUGUGGGAAAGGGGUGUUUUUCUUUUUUUAUGUAGCUCAAAAAUCUAUUUUUGAUCCGUUGUCGUAUCUAAUCCCGUAUGGGAUCCUGUAAGAGAAAUAAAAAAUACUGUAGUUUAUCCAUUAGGAAUUAAUUUUGCAAAGUUUCAGUCUAUCCAGUGGGCU
This is a messenger RNA of Megalobrama amblycephala (Wuchang bream), 1872 nucleotides long. RefSeq names its product solute carrier family 25 member 53-like. The coding region runs from base 616 to 1500 and encodes 294 amino acids. The transcript is spliced from 3 exons. Lineage: Eukaryota; Metazoa; Chordata; Actinopteri; Cypriniformes; Xenocyprididae. The record is from RefSeq and is a predicted model, not a curated record.